AUGAAUCUAAACGUCAAUAUAGAAACUGUAGGGAAAUUAUCAGAGCACAAAGCUUGUAUUACAAAAAUAAUAUUUAGCGAUGAUGAAAAUUAUAUUCUUAGUUCAAGCCUAGAUAAUAAAGUAUGUCUAUGGAAUGUAAAUACUCAUUUACAUAUCAACAGUUAUAAAGAUGUUCAUAAAAAGGGAAUAAAUGAUAUAGCUCUUUUUCGUGACAACACGAAAUUUUUCUCAGCAGGGAAUGAUUUAUAUGUUUAUUUGUGGGAUACGCUAUCAAACAAGAUAUUGAACAGGAUUAACGUAAAUGACAAAAUAAAUGUAAUAAGAUUAAGUACUAAUGAAAAAUUACUCUUCUGCAGUAAAAAUAAUGCCGUUAAUAUUUAUGACUUUAGAGAAAGGGAUUUCAAAAAAAAAAAUAAUCCAUUACAAAUAUUUAAUGAAGCAAAAGAUUGGAUAUCAGAUUUUAUUGUUGACGAUUUUGAAGUAUACACAUGCAGCAUUGAUAAUAUACUGAGAAUUUACGACUUAAGGAUGGGGAAAUUUAUGAAUUAUGAUAUGAAAUCAUCAAUUUUAAGUAUUGACAUAACAAAUGACAAGAAUUAUUUUUGUGUCAAUUUGAUAGACAAUACUAUAAAACUGGUGGAGAAAAAUAGCGGAACCGUUCUUGGGUUAUAUAAAGGAGAUGUGAAUAACAAACAUAGAAGGAAUAUCAAGUUGGACACCAAGAAUAAAUAUAUUUUUUCCUGUUCACAUAAAAACGAAAUAUUAAUUUACGAUAUUGUCAGAAGUAAUACAAUUAACAACACAACUUUUUAUGAAAAGUUAGAGUAUGAAGAAGAUCUUGACAUUUAUAAAAAUACUUAUUUUCAAUUAAAUAUAGGUAAGCCAACCUACUAUUUAAAUGUUAAUAAAAAUAUGCUCCCAGAAAAUUCAUAUAUCGAUAGAGAAAAAUAUAAAUCUAUUUUAAAUAAAUACAAAUACUAUGGAAAAAAAAAAAAACAUAUUGAUUCUUCAGAUAAAGAUUUUCAAAAUAUUAAUAAUAAAUUAGUAUGUGGUGACAUAGAUGGUAACAUACAUAUAUUGCAGUUAUAUUACAAUUAA
Molecule: messenger RNA, 1098 nt
Organism: Plasmodium adleri (nom. inval.)
Lineage: Eukaryota; Apicomplexa; Aconoidasida; Haemosporida; Plasmodiidae
Product: mitogen-activated protein kinase organizer 1, putative
Exons: 7
Coding region: 1-1098 (365 amino acids)
Biological process (GO): mRNA splicing, via spliceosome
Cellular component (GO): catalytic step 2 spliceosome
Molecular function (GO): protein binding
Source: RefSeq, a predicted model, not a curated record